GAAAUGGUUCGACCCUCUCUCGUCGUGCAUAUGGCCAAGCGAGUGCCCCUCAUCCACUUCCGCAAGGGCGGCGGUGGAGCGGCGCCUGGCGCCCAGUCCGCAAACCAGCAGUUGGCUGGCGGUCCCGCCAUCGAGGAUUACGAAUUGCCGGUCCGCUUUGCACGCAAGCCCAUCGACCCGGAGCAGGCGGAGUACAUCAACAACGGUGGACCGCCGAAAUAAGCAACUAGUGUCCCCCGCUUGUAUAAUAAAAUUGUGUUGAAACUCA
This is a messenger RNA of Drosophila kikkawai, 268 nucleotides long. The record is from RefSeq and is a predicted model, not a curated record. NCBI's taxonomy places the organism in Eukaryota, Metazoa, Arthropoda, Insecta, Diptera, Drosophilidae.